AUGCCGCACAUUAUCCUCACCUUGGCAUUACUGCUUCUCGCCACCAUCUCCCACCUCACCCAAGCUCAAGCUCAAGUCACCACAACCUCCGAGCCUAAGAUCCUCACCGAUACCACGGCCUUGCAAGCUCCAACCAACACCCACUCGAGAACCUCCGAACCUCGAACCAACAUCAACACCCACACGACAACCUCCGACCCUCACCCAACAACGACAGCAACCCUCACCGUCCCCUUCUACAUCAACUCCGCCGACGCCUCCGACUUCGGCCCCGUAACUUCCCAAUCCGCCUCCCUAAUCGGGAUCGGCAAUGGAACCACCACCCUCUCCCUCUUCCCCGCAAACUUCAACUCCCUCCGCGAUACCUUCUUCACCACCCUCCUCACCGGCCCCAACAUCUACUGGAAAGCGCUACACGCCAACCCGUUCCUCGUCGACUACCCCAUUGUCAUCACCCAGAACUGCGGCACCCAAUCUGCGGCGUCGAUGGUGUUUUGCGAGGAAUCCUCUUCCAUUGAGGGCUUUCAGUAUGAUGUGGUCAAUACGUAUGCGGGAGGGCAGAUCCAGAGUGUUGCGGUCCUCGUGACAGGCCGGGUGGAGGAAGUCGCUGCUGCUGCUGCUACGAAGGGAGGUGGGAUGGCUACGUCUACGGCGGCGCCCGUCAGCAGUGGUGGGACCACGAUGGGUGCUUUUAUCUCUGUGGGUAUGGGUCAGAGGGUGGGAUUCUUGGCGGCUGUUUGGAUGAUUGCUGUGGCGUUCUUCUGA
Ramularia collo-cygni is the source of this 765-nucleotide messenger RNA. RefSeq lists its product as uncharacterized. The transcript has a single exon. The coding region runs from base 1 to 765 and encodes 254 amino acids. Lineage: Eukaryota; Fungi; Ascomycota; Dothideomycetes; Mycosphaerellales; Mycosphaerellaceae. The record is from RefSeq and is a predicted model, not a curated record.